Molecule: messenger RNA, 4869 nt
Organism: Meriones unguiculatus (Mongolian gerbil)
Lineage: Eukaryota; Metazoa; Chordata; Mammalia; Rodentia; Muridae
Gene: Kank2
Product: KN motif and ankyrin repeat domains 2
Exons: 12
Coding region: 338-2875 (845 amino acids)
Biological process (GO): negative regulation of intracellular estrogen receptor signaling pathway; negative regulation of cell population proliferation; negative regulation of vitamin D receptor signaling pathway
Cellular component (GO): cytoplasm
Molecular function (GO): protein binding
Source: RefSeq, a predicted model, not a curated record
CUUGGAGAAGGGGGGACCCUGUCCCGGGGACCGGUGGCCGGGGAGCGACUGAGCCCCCGGGACGUGCACAGGCAGCACCCCCGCGCGUGCUGCCCCGCGACCACCCUUCAACUUCGCCCCCGGCCCCCGCGGCAGAGGCGCCCAGGAGACUGGAGGGGCGUGGCUUUCUGCCGGGGGCGUGGCCACCCCGCUGGUCGGGCUGGGCAGCGGCCGCCGAGGCGGAGCGCGCCGGACGCCCGGGACGGUGAAGGCUGGAGCGCGCCAGGUCAGCCUCUGCCCCUGCUGCAGGCCGGCCGACUCACCGUUCCCCGAGUGACAGCUGAGCAGCAGAGAGAGGAUGGCUCAGGUCCUGCAUGUGCCAGCCCCGUUCCCAGGGACCCCUGGCCAGGCCUCCCCAGCGGCCUUUCCCAACAGGGAGCCAGACCCACCGUACUCCGUGGAGACGCCCUAUGGCUACCGCCUGGACCUGGACUUUCUCAAGUACGUGGACGACAUUGAGAAGGGCCACACGCUGCGCAGGGUGGCGGUGCAGCGCAGGCCGCGCCUGGGCUCUCUGCCGCGGGGCCCGGGCUCCUGGUGGACGUCCACAGAGUCGCUGUGCUCCGACGCCAGCGGGGACAGCCGGCACUCGGCCUACUCCUACUGUGGCCGAGGCUUCUACCCUCAGUACGGCGCCUUGGAGACCCGCGGCGGCUCCAACCCACGCGUGGAGCGCACGCUGCUGGACGCGCGGCGCCGGCUGGAGGACCAGGCGGCCGCUCCUUCCGGCGGCCUGGGCUCCCUGACGCCCAGCGCCGCGGGCUCCACCAGCUCCCUGGCAGGCGCGGGCCUGCUGCCCCCCACGCCCCGCAGCUCCGGCCUGUCCACCCCGGUGCCGCCCAGCACGGGCCACCUGGCCCACGUGCGCGAGCAGAUGGCCGGGGCCCUGCGCAAGCUGCGCCAGCUGGAGGAGCAGGUCAAGCUGAUCCCCGUGCUCCAGGUCAAGCUGUCGGUGCUCCAGGAGGAGAAGAGACAGCUCACGGUGCAGCUCAAGAGCCAGAAGUUUCUCGGCCACCCCUCAGGGACACGGAGCCGGGGCGAGCUCUGCCUGGACCUUCCGGAGCCCCAGGACGACCCUGCGGCACUAGAGACGCGCUCGGUGGGCACCUGGGUCCGGGAACGGGACUUGGGCAUUCCGGAUGGCGAAGCCGCCCUGGUGGCCAAGGUGGCCGUGUUGGAGACCCAGCUCAAAAAAGCCCUGCAGGAGCUGCAGGCGGCUCAGACCCAGCAAGCCGACCUCCAGCCUCAGGCCUGGCCACCGCCAGACACCCAGGUCCGCGCGGACACCGUGCGAGUGGUGGAGGGUCCCCGGGAAGUGGAGGUGGCAGCCAGCACCGCAGCCGGGGCCCCCGCGCAGCGGGCGCAGAGUCUGGAACCCUACGGAGCAGGGCUGAAGGCCCUGGCCACCCCCGGGGGGCCGGACAGCAGCCUCGUGUUCCGAAGCCACGAGGUGGUGGAGACCAUGUGCCCGAUGCCCACAGCCAGCGCCAGCCACGUGCACACCGCCAGGAAGAUCAGUAUCACGGAACGGGGUUGCCUUGGUGCGGCCGGGUCGGCAGGGGCUCCACAGGCUGCUGCAGGGCCUCCCUCCUUCAGUCCACACCCCGCCGCGGCCUCCAGGACCCAGCCUGAGGACCCAGACCAGGACACCCCUGCGGGGGAGCCCACCAGGCCGGCAGCGUCGCAGGACCCCCAGGUGGCCGAGGAAGCCGGCAGAGCCUCUACCCUGAAGAGGAGAGAGGACCCCGCAGACCCCGACCUUCACCAGAGGAAGCUCCAGUUUGUGGGCGUCAAUGGCGGGUACGAGUCCUCGUCGGAAGACUCCAGCACAGCAGAAAACUCAGAACACGAGAGCACGGAGAAUGAGGGCCCCGAGCCGCCGCCGGCAAGGGUCCUGAGCACAGCCGAGUGCCCGCAGCUCCGGCCUCCGGGGGCCGUGGUGGCCGAGACCAGUCUGGAGGCGUGCCAGCUCCCCCAGGAACCUCAGCGUGUGCCAGCAGCCGAGGCGGCCUCAGGACCUAACGCUGAGGAGGAAAUUCGGAUGGAUCUGAGCCCUGACCUCAUAUCAGCCUGCUUGGCCUUGGAGAAAUACUUGGAGAACCCCAAUGCCCUCACGGAGCGAGAACUGAAAGUGGCCUAUACCACGGUGCUUCAGGAAUGGCUGCGCCUGGCCUGCCGCAGCGACGCGCACCCGGAGCUGGUGCGGCGGCACCUGGUCACCUUCAGGGCCAUGUCCGUGCGGCUGCUGGAUUACGUGGUCAACAUUGCUGACAGCAACGGGAACACGGCGCUGCACUACUCCGUGUCUCACGGCAACUUCCCCGUGGUGCGGCAGCUGCUGGACAGCGGCGUCUGUCAGGUGGACAAGCUGAACCGUGCUGGCUACAGCCCCAUCAUGCUCACUGCCCUGGCCACCCUGAAGACCCAGGAUGACAUUGAGACCAUCCUUCAGCUCUUCCGGCUUGGGAAUGUCAACGCCAAAGCCAGCCAGGCAGGACAGACGGCCCUGAUGCUGGCCGUCAGCCACGGGCGGGUGGAUGUGGUGAAGGCGCUGCUGGCCUGCGAGGCGGACGUCAACGUGCAGGAUGAGGACGGCUCCACAGCCCUGAUGUGUGCGUGUGAGCACGGACACAAGGAGAUCACUGGGCUCCUGCUGGCUGUGCCCGCCUGUGACAUCUCUCUCACCGACCGAGACGGGAGCACGGCACUGAUGGUGGCCCUGGACGCCGGGCAGAGCGAGAUCGCGUCCAUGCUGUACUCGCGCAUGAACAUCAAAUGCUCGUUCGCUCCCAUGUCAGACUACGAGAGCCCAGCUUCAUCUUCAGCUGAAGAGUAAAGGCGGAGAGGAGCCAGUGGUCCCCAAGGACCCCCCAGCCACACAGCAAACCGUCCCUCAUCCCGCCGUCCCUUUCUGCCCUGGGCUUCCUCGACUCCCUCUCCAGGGCAAACCUCCUCCACUUCCCCGGGGGAGCCCUGACUUCUACCAGACUCCACUCCACGAGGCCUUUCCCAGCACCCUGUGUUCAAAGCCACAAAGCCAAGUUGCAUUCUCCUCCCCGCUGGCACCAGUUGCUGACGGCCGGGUGUGGGUUUCUGGUGAAGAACACGGAGAACAAUCAGCCGGCAAUUGCGGGAGGAGUGGGGGCAAAGGGGAAAAUACUGUAUUCUUGAGUCAUUGUGAGGGGAAGGGAGGGGUCAGAAUUCCAGUUGCUAAAUUUGAAUGUCACUGGAAUGUUACCGGCUCCUUGGUCCUGACGUCACUGCUGCAGGUCUCCGCAAAGCCCGCUUAAUGCCCUUUGUCGCCUCAUUUCAUUGUCUGGUGUAUAAUGGGGUUUUGUCCACUGCCCGCCACCUCCACACAGCUUUCUUGGGAGUAAGGGUGUCAUUCUUGAGCCCUCUCCCUCAGGGCAGAAAGCAGUGUUUUCAUUUGUCUUUUUUUUUUUUUUUUUAUUUCACUGUCUGUGACACACACACACACACACACACACACACACGGUCAGGGGCACUCAUUGCCCUGCAGCUGGUGUUCCAAUGGGUCCCCUGACUUGGAAAUGACCAACUUAGAAGGAGAAAUGGUGUAGACCUAUCCAUUCCCCACAGGGAGGGCUCGGGAGAACAGUGUUCCUAGAAAAAACUUUCAGAGCUACAGACAAAAGAGAAAAAGGCCGUUUCAGAGUGGCUCCCGGCCCCGGAUCCAGAACCGCCCUCACAGGAGAGUAAACAGAGGAUGUGAUGCAGUGGGCGCUCUCGAAGCCAUGUGUUCCCCAUUAAGAGCUGGCUGGCCUCAGAGCACUCCCAGCUCCAGCUUAAAGUGACAGGCUGUGCUGCAACCCAAGGGGCCCGACGAGUAGUUUUAUGUUUGUGUGUUUGUUUUUAAUGCCCUAGAGCUCUUGCUGGUGACAGGGCACAGACAGGCUUCACUUUUCUCUUAGUGGAAUUUUUUUUUCUGUCCCCAGAAUCUCAGCAUGUUUUCUUUGUUUUUUGUUUUGAUUUCUCUCUCUCUCUCUCUCUUUCUCUCUCUCCCCCCUUCCCAUUUCUGUUGUUUUUCCCCUUGUCUCCUUUCUUUGUAAAGAAAAGAAAACAGCUUCUAAAUGUGCCUUGUGCUGGGGAGGACAUCUUAACCCAGGUCACAGCUGGACCCACUGGGUCUUGGAGCCAAACCUCAGCAGGGCAUAGUUGAGGCUCGUGAACUGAAAGACAGCGCUGGCUUCUCCUUAGACAAGUAGGUCUCUCGGCUUCGUGGAGUCUUAUUCCACCAGAGUUUUAUUGAAGGGGUUUGUGUAAGGCACAGAGGCUUGGCUGGCAGUAGACAGUGAGGUGGGCGGGUGGAUGGACAGAUGAAUGGAUGGGAGCUUGCAUGAGUAGGUGGGUGAGUGAGCGGAUGGAUGGGUAAAUGAGCAAUGGAAAGGUAGCUGGGUGGGCCGCUGGGUGGAUGUCUCGAUGGAGUCUUUGCCUGUGACAGAAAACUAAACUGCAGGGCAGUUGCUGGUGCCUGGGGGGUACUCAGUCUAGGGCAGGGAAAGGCCGCGCUCUGAGCUGAGCCCUGAGUUCCAGCCCUGCAGCUAUCGAGGAGUUGAAGGUUUUGGACGCAUCAGCUAUGACCCCAAGCACAAGUCCUCAGAAAAGCCCUUGUCUGUUUCUGCCACUGCUUCUCUGCGUGGGGGCCGCUGGGGCCGGACAGUCGUCUCUCCUUUCUCUCCAUGCAUACUCCAGAGUCCUGUUUCCACUUUAUGACCACGGUACGUCUAUGAAGACAGUGUUACACGUAAAUGAAGUUUUCUUGUAAUCAUGUUUUAGAAAGUAAAAGGAUUUAAUAAAGCUACAAACGAU